CCUUAUCUAAUUUAUUCAGCGCAGCCGACGCGCCAUUUUAUUUUAGUCUCAGAUGAAGCGGAAGUCGGUAGAGUCAGCCGAGACGAGAGAUGGACCCUUUAAAGGAGAAGGAUGAAGAUGAACUGAAGAAGAAGCCACGCAGCAGAAGACACAGCUUGGAAACACCUCCCAACAUGUCUGGAAGUGAAGUAGCAUCACUUGAGGAAACACAAAGGGAGACUUCCUCCCCUGAGCAAGUCCGACUCACUCUGCCUGAGUUCAGGAUUGUGCUCGUUGGGAAGACUGGGGCUGGAAAGAGUGCAGCAGGAAACACUAUCCUGGGCAGAAGAGAGUUUAGAUCUGUGGUGGGCACAGGCUCAGUAACAAAAGAGUGUGAGAAGAAAAAAGGAGUUGUUGCAGGUAGAGACAUUGCUGUGGUCGACACACCAGGAUUCUUUGACACUGAGCUCUCUUCAGAGAAAGUUAAAAGUGAGACUGUACAGUGUAUUCCCAUGUCUUCUCCGGGACCCCACGUGUUUCUCUUGGUGAUACCUGUGGGACGUUUCACAAAGGAAGAGAAGGAAGCUGUGGAUAAAAUCGAGGAGAUCUUCGGUGAGGGAGCUGCAAAGUACACCAUGGUCCUUUUCAGCCGUGGAGACGAUCUGAUAGACAAGACCAUUGAAGAGUACAUCCAGGAAGCCAGCAGAGAACAUAAUCAGCUUCUUGAGAAGUGUGGGAACAGGUAUCACGUCUUCAACAAUAGGAACAUGAACGAUCGCACCCAGGUCACUGAGCUACUGGAGAAAAUAGAGGCAAUGGUGGCAGAGAACGGAGGCACAUGCUACACCAACGAAAUGUACCAGGAGGUGGAGGCAAAGAUCAGAGAGAUGGAACAGAGAUUAAAACAGCAGUAUGACGAGGAACUGCAUAGGAAGGAAGAGGAGCUGAGAGCAAAGUUCCAGAAAGAAAUCGAUGAGUUAAAGGAGAAGACGGAAGAGAAGUUUGAAAAACUGGAUGAGGAGAUGAAACGAAGAGAUGAGAGGAUUAAAGACAUGGAGGAAAAGCACUUGCGCGAGCGUGAGGAAUUCAAGAGGUUCUACGAGGAAAAGCACAGAAAUGCGAGAGGAGAGGCAGAAAAAUCCAUUGACAUGUAUGGUUAUGCCACAGGAUUGUUAAGCCGUUUCUUUACUGGUUUGAAGCUGUAAAAAUGCCAGAUGUGUGCAGGAAACAGAAUCUAAAGAACUUGCAAUUCUACCUAAUUUUGUACAUAACUGACUGAACAAUAUAUGUAAAUUAAAUGUAAAUUUGUGCAGUUUUGAUAAUGUUACCUAAAUGUAUCAUUGUAUAUUUUUACUAAUUAACCCUGUGACGCCCCAGCAGUCACUACUUACAGGAUUACUGUAUGAGCGUUGGAGUCCUGUAUCGAUGAUUCAGACGUUUCAAGAAUAUUCUGGAAUAGUGCACAUUUACAUGGACAAAUUUGGAAUAUUUUAGAAAUCAUGACAUUUGUUAUGAAUAUUUUUGAAUAUAAUACAUUUUCAUAUUUUUUUUUUUUUUUAAUGUGUAAUCGGCAAUUGUUUUCUUAAUCAUUUUCUCCCCAAUUUUAAAUGCACUAUUUUUAAGCCUGGCUCGCCGCUGCAACCCCCGCGCUGACUCGAAGAUGAAAGACGAAGACGAGCAGACGCUAUCCUCCUAAGUGUGUGUUGUCAGCCAUCCACGUCUUUUUAUUCUGCAGGCCCGCCAUGCAGCCAUCUCCGAGCUACAGCGUCGGAGGACUAUGCAGCUCUGGGCAGCUUACAGGCAAGCCCACAGGCACCCGGCCAGACCACAGGGGUCGCUGGUGCGCGGUGAGCCGAGGACACUGGCUGACCUUAGGCCUCCCCACCCCAGGCGGCGCACCGGCCAAUUGUGCACUGUCCCCUGGGGACGCCUGUCCACAGUCAGCAGUGGAAUAGCCUGGACUCGAAAUGGCGACGUCCAGACUAUAGGGAGUAUCCUGCACUCCAUGCAGAGCGCCUUUACUGGAUCCACCACGUGGGCCCCCAUUUAUUUGCGUAUUAUACGAUAGAAUAUGUGGAAUAUUCUAAAAUAUUCUUGGAUUAUUCUUUGAUUUUUUUUCUGGAAUGUUCUAGAUGUGACUACAAUGGUAUGUAAGUGCAAGGCCGUCACAGUAUGUAAAUGUAUGAUGUGUGCUCAAGGUGUUCGUAAUGAUGAAUAACAAUAUAUGUGAUGUUUUACUACAAGAACUCCACGUAAAUAAAGAUGAUAGACAUGAUGAGAAAACAAAGCAUUCAUAGCAAAAGAAGAUGCAAGAUGCCAUUUGUGUGACGAGAAAGGAACGCAAGUCAAAACAAACGUGCAAUGGUGAACAUACAGAUUCAGCGUGUAUGCAGCUCCUGCAGCAGUGAAGAAGAGCCACACAAUGUUUAGAACUAACUGUAGAUAAAACUGAGCAUUCUGUAUAUUAUGUAUGUGCUCUUGCUCCACCUUAUUCUGUAGUUAUGCUGUAAUUAAAUACAUAUUUUUUCCUGUG
This is a messenger RNA of Acipenser ruthenus (sterlet), 2512 nucleotides long. Its product is annotated as GTPase IMAP family member 4-like. Bases 90 to 1184 code for a protein of 364 amino acids. Gene Ontology annotation, molecular function: GTP binding. NCBI's taxonomy places the organism in Eukaryota, Metazoa, Chordata, Actinopteri, Acipenseriformes, Acipenseridae. The record is from RefSeq and is a predicted model, not a curated record. The transcript is spliced from 3 exons.